CUCUCUCUCUCUCUCUCCUCCACUGUAACGGAAUCGCAACCCCCAAAUCUUAGGGCUUUCUCUCUCUACCCCCCCCACCCACCACCACCCACCCAUGGACGGCGGCGGCGCCCCUCAGCCGGCGGAUACCGACAUGUCGGAGGCGGCGGCGCCGGCGCCACCUCCCCCGCAGCAGCAGCAGCAGCAGCCGCAGGGGAUCGAGAACAUCCCCGCCACGCUCAGCCACGGCGGCCGCUUCAUCCAGUACAACAUCUUCGGCAACAUCUUCGAGGUCACCGCCAAGUACAGGCCCCCCAUCAUGCCCAUCGGCAAGGGCGCCUACGGCAUCGUCUGUUCGGCUUUGAAUUCGGAUACGAGCGAGCACGUCGCCAUAAAGAAGAUCGCUAAUGCUUUCGAUAACAAGAUUGACGCGAAGAGGACUCUCCGCGAGAUCAAGCUCCUCCGGCACAUGGACCACGAAAACGUUGUGGCAAUCAGGGAUAUAAUUCCACCGCCACAGAGAGAGGUGUUCAAUGAUGUUUAUAUUGCAUAUGAGCUAAUGGACACUGAUCUGCAUCAAAUUAUUCGUUCCAACCAAGCACUGUCUGAGGAGCAUUGUCAGUAUUUUCUGUAUCAGAUCUUGCGAGGGUUAAAAUACAUUCAUUCUGCAAAUGUUCUGCAUAGAGACUUGAAGCCCAGCAAUCUUCUCCUAAAUGCAAAUUGUGACUUGAAAAUAUGUGAUUUUGGACUAGCUCGUGUCACUUCUGAAACUGAUUUUAUGACAGAAUAUGUUGUCACGAGAUGGUACCGUGCGCCAGAGCUAUUGUUAAAUUCUUCGGACUAUACGGCGGCAAUAGACGUAUGGUCUGUAGGCUGUAUUUUUAUGGAACUAAUGGAUCGGAAACCCUUGUUUCCUGGCAGAGACCAUGUUCAACAGCUACGUUUGUUGAUGGAGCUGAUUGGCACCCCAUCAGAGGCAGAGUUGGGGUUCUUAAAUGAAAAUGCUAAGAGGUAUAUCAGACAGCUUCCUCUGUACCGUCGGCAAUCCUUCACUGAAAAGUUUCCUCAUGUCCACCCGCUUGCAAUUGAUCUCGUUGAGAAGAUGCUAACGUUCGAUCCCAGGCUGAGGAUCACAGAUUAUUGGUACAAGCUUGAUCCAUCUUAAGACCGUGACGUCAGAACUGCAGGAGCCAGGAGUCUGUCUCCACGAAUGUGCCACCUUCACCCAUCUUAGUCUCAUCAAAAGCAUAAAAUGCUAGCCACCAUUUGCAGACAUACAUGGCGGAAAUCUCUAGUGAACAGAUAAUGAAUCUCAUAAUGCCUCUAGAGCUGGUCUGUGUCUGUUUUGGACUGGCAGUGAGUGGCAAGAACUCAUUGACUGGCUGGAAGAGAUUGUUUUGAAAAGUUCUGCAAUUAAUACAUCAUGUGGAACAUGUGUGCGGUAAAAGGAAUGACAAUCACUGAUUGAGCUACAUUUCAUAGACCUGUUAAGGACUGAACUUUCAUUUAAGUUUUCUUGGUCUAGCUUUUUUUAAGCUUAAUGUCUGAAUCCCACAAAGUUUGUUUUCUUUUUCUGAGUCCUUCGGUACACUUCCUGUGAGCUUGGAUUGUACUCGUUCCGACAGCAAGCUCUAUUUAUCAAAAAAGAUAGAAGGAAUAUGAUGAUGACUUAGAUCCUCUAAUCAUAAAUUUAUAAGGUCUGUCGUCCUAUACUGGGAAAUUUGUUGAGUCCGGAAGAUUCUGUAUUGAUUUAGAGACUGAGCUGAAGGCAGCUCAUGCUGAAACUACGUUGGUGAUCCAUUUUUUCGUUUUCCUUUUUUCCCUUUCCUACCUUGGAUGGAGAUUGGAGUUCGAAAGUUAAGCUCUACUUUAGUCAGUGGGGUAUAAAAAGAGUUUCUUGCAAGGUUUUGUCAUGGUUGAUGUAUGUUUCCUCAGUAAAGGAGAAGCCAAUUUUGUGGACCA
This is a messenger RNA of Syzygium oleosum, 1941 nucleotides long. Its product is annotated as mitogen-activated protein kinase homolog MMK1. Gene Ontology annotation, cellular component: cytoplasm; nucleus. Gene Ontology annotation, biological process: intracellular signal transduction; protein phosphorylation. The record is from RefSeq and is a predicted model, not a curated record. The coding region runs from base 95 to 1144 and encodes 349 amino acids. Gene Ontology annotation, molecular function: ATP binding; MAP kinase activity. The transcript has 6 exons. Lineage: Eukaryota; Viridiplantae; Streptophyta; Magnoliopsida; Myrtales; Myrtaceae.